GUGGUUCACGCGUUCCCUGCGGGCGGGGUGUGUGCAGGGGCCGGCCAUGAAGCGGCAGACAGCGUCGGAGACCAUGAGGGGGUGGUGUGGGCUGGAGACGACGAGAGCGACACCACGAGAGAGACGCUGAAAAGCGGAAAGAGACUUUGGGAGAAAGAAAAUAAAAGAAUUGUAAACGCUGCAUCGGAUGGUUGUGCCAGUUCCUGUGGUCCCAGACGAACCCGAACCUGAGCCUUGCUACAGUGGCGCCCAACAGGAAAGCGGACCAGGAAGAGGAUGUCAGCACCAACCCCUUUGGAGGCGCUGGGCCAAGUUCUGGCCGAGGUGUCAGCGGCGAGCAGACAGCAGACCCAAGUGCUGCGAGUGCUGAUGAACAGAGCAGAGGCAGCGGGAGGGAUGUCCUCCAUGAAGCGCAUGGUGGAGGGGGAGGACCCCCAGGCAUUCCUGGACGUCUUCGAGGCCACGGCGACGUCGUGCAAGUGGCCGGAGGAGGAAUGGGGCGCGAAGCUGCUGCCGCUCCUGGUGGGGGAGGCGCAGCGGGCGGCGCUGAGUCUCCCGGCGACCGCCCGCAUGCAGUACGCCGAUCUACGCCACGCCAUCCUGGACCGGGUCGGCAGCAGCCCCGAAGACCACCGCCGAAAGUUCCGGGCCAUGAAGUUGGGGUCAGAGGACCGGCCCUUCGUGUUGGCAUACCGGAUGAGGGACGCGGCAACCCGGUGGCUCCAGCCCAAUGGGCUGGACCCAAAGAUGUUGGAGUCCAUCAUCCUAGAACAAUUUAUUGAUGCCCUCCCGGCCAGGACCUCAGCAUGGGUGCGGUACCACAGCUCCCCAGAUGUAAAAACAGCGGUGAAACUGGCGGAGGAGCACCUGGCGGUCCAGCGGAAGGCGACCCCAAAGACAGCCGAAAGGCCCACCCCAGCACCCCGCCGACGACUCGCCCCGCUAUGGGAGGGGAUGGAGGAGACGUCCCGGGAGCAGCGACCACGCACGGCCGAGCCACCCGGAGCCAACGAGCAGGGUACCGGCGCUGCGGAGAGGGGGCUUCCCUCGCAGAUGGCGCCUCAAACACCAGGGCCGGUGUGCUGGAGGUGCGGACGGCCCGGUCACGUGCGCCGGGAGUGCUCCAUGAUGGAGGUGGGGCAGGUGAUGCGGGUUGUCGGGCCUCCAGCACCCGCCCCCGAUCUGGGGGAGACGUACUGCGUCCCGAUAAGGGCGGACGCGUCGGGCCGGGGGCUGGGGGCGGUGCUGUCCCAGCGGGUGGGGGACGUCGACCACCCCGUGCUGUACAUCAGCCGUAAACUCUCGGACCGGGAGGCAAGCACCAUGGACAGAGGCAGUGACCUUUACUCCUACAAGUGCGCUGAUCACACUCCCUUUCCACAAUGA
This is a messenger RNA of Nerophis lumbriciformis (worm pipefish), 1386 nucleotides long. Lineage: Eukaryota; Metazoa; Chordata; Actinopteri; Syngnathiformes; Syngnathidae. The record is from RefSeq and is a predicted model, not a curated record.